AUGCAGGACCUCUUCCUGACCACUUUCGUGAGGGGCGGCGACGACUUUGAGCGAGCCUGCGCGGUCCUCCAGGCCGUAGCCAACAUGAGCGGAUGGCACAGCCUGCACCGCGUCGUCUUCUACAGCGGCCCGCUGCCGCCCAGGGGCUUCCCCAACUCGCGAUCCGCCCAGCCCGUGAACCAGGCGCCCGGCGCCAAGCCGUCGCCGCAGCAGCUGCAGCAGACGGCCGCGCUCUGGGCCUCGCUGAACCAGGCCCUGACCAAGACGUCGUACAUCAUGCAGGCGCGCUACGAGGUUUUCAAGGAUCGAGAUUUUGUCGGAGUGUUGAAUGAAGCUGAUGCCUCGGCGGCGGAUGGUGAAGCUGAGCUUAACAGGUCUACUGGGACUCUGCGAUGGACUGAUCUACCCAUCAAACAACCCGAUAACAACCCCGUCACCCAACGCAAGAGGAUCGAUAUCACAGAUCACAAGAACCUGAUCGCAGUCCUCAAAGACAACAACCACACAUACAAGAGUGAGGCGAUCGAGGAGUCUGUCAGCUAUUACAUCGACAGCGUGGAAAUCACCCUCGUCCGGCAUUACAAGCUUCCCGACUCAACGCAGCCCCUCACCAGUCUUCCAACGUGGCCGUCCCUGCAGCUGGUCGACCCCGCGGGCACCUGGAUGCUGUUCCUCCGGAUCACAGUGCAUGAGGAAAACUCGUAUGACAAGAUCAAGGAGGCCCAAGAGGAGCUGCAGCGAGUCCGGGAUCAGCUCGGAGGCGUCUUCGAAUUCAAAGUGUACGAUAGGAGGGUUCACGACACUCGGAUCAUUCAGCAGGCCAGUAACAUGCCGGCGCCGCUUCCACAAAUACAGAGAGCUAGGGGUUGA
Pyricularia pennisetigena is the source of this 870-nucleotide messenger RNA. RefSeq lists its product as uncharacterized. The coding region runs from base 1 to 870 and encodes 289 amino acids. Gene Ontology annotation, biological process: regulation of transcription by RNA polymerase II. The transcript has 3 exons. Gene Ontology annotation, cellular component: mediator complex. Lineage: Eukaryota; Fungi; Ascomycota; Sordariomycetes; Magnaporthales; Pyriculariaceae. Gene Ontology annotation, molecular function: transcription coregulator activity. The record is from RefSeq and is a predicted model, not a curated record.